GCAGCGGUUCGCCCCCCCCUCCUCGGUCCCCGCCUGCCGCCGCCGCCCCCUCCCCCAGCGGCUGGCGGCUGCGGGCAGAGGCAGGAGGCGCCUCGGAGGCAGCGGGAGCCGGAGAAGCCGCAGCUGAGGACUUGUGGAAUGCUGUGAAGACUCCCACUGCCCCGCAGCCCUAAGCAGAUCACCGUCGGGAUUGUCUCCAUCCGAAGGAAGUUCGUCCACGAGAGGUACCUGUUGACUGAGCCUUAAAUUGUGAGAUCUGUACCAGGGGACGGCGGCUCGCUGCCCCGCCUGCUCCCAGCACCUUGCCUUCCUGAUCGCCGCAGUGGCGAGACACGAGGGGUCUGCAGUGAAAGUAGGCUGUCACCCUAAUUAACGGAGUUCCCGGUCUUCCACGAUGAACCCUGUUUACAGCCCCGUUCAACCUGGGGCUCCCUACGGAAACCCGAAGAACAUGGCUUACACAGGUUACCCGACAGGAUAUCCCACCGCGGCCCCAGCCUACAACCCCAACAUGUACCCAACCAGCAGCCCUGGCUACGCCCCAGCUACACUUCUGAUGAAGCAAGCCUGGCCACAGACCUCCUCGUCCUGUGCCACGGAGGGCACCUUCCACCUCCCAGUGGACACUGGGACCGAGAACAGAACUUAUCAGGCUUCUUCUGCAGCAUUCAGGUACACUGCGGGGACUCCCUACAAGGUCCCACCGACCCAGAGUAACAACGCGCCUCCUCCCUACUCUCCGUCUCCGAACCCGUACCAAACGGCGAUGUACCCCAUCAGAAGUGCCUAUCCCCAGCAGAACCUGUACACCCAGGGAGCUUACUACACCCAGCCGGUGUACGCGGCGCAGCCUCACGUCAUCCAUCACACCACCGUGGUGCAGCCCAACAGCAUCCCGUCGGCGAUCUACCCGGCCCCUGUGGCUGCGCCCAGGACCAACGGCGUGGCCAUGGGCAUGGUCGCGGGGACCACCAUGGCCAUGUCGGCAGGAACCUUGUUGACCACCCCACAACACACCGCAAUCGGAGCACAUCCAGUUUCCGUGCCAACGUACAGGGCUCAAGGAACCCCCACGUACAGCUACGUACCUCCACACUGGUAAACCCACCGGCCAAGUCAUAUCCAGAGUCAGACAUCGUAUGCAACUCCACAAGUCUUACAUCGGGGCUGCAGCCGCCGGACUGCAGCACCUCGUCUGUUUGCGAGAACAAAAGAAAAAAAAGAAAAAAAAAAAAAAAAAGAAAAAAAAAAAGUGCAAGGGUCACUUUAUGCAUUCUUUAGUGGUUUUUGUAAAAGCUGCUUUUUCUAAUCUUCUGCCUCUUUUUUUUUUUUUUUUCCUCCCCUCUCCCCCGACCCCCAUCAGUCGUGUAACACACAUCCUGACACUGAGCAAUAGUAAAGGUCUCUCUUUGGUCCCGUCGUCUGCAAGCUCAGCAUAUUUCACUCCGCACCAUUGCCCAGCCGAGCGGUGCAAAAAUCCCCACUUCUCGUUCGUUUGGGUUCU
Molecule: messenger RNA, 1504 nt
Organism: Cygnus atratus (black swan)
Lineage: Eukaryota; Metazoa; Chordata; Aves; Anseriformes; Anatidae
Gene: FAM168A
Product: family with sequence similarity 168 member A
Exons: 10
Coding region: 395-1102 (235 amino acids)
Biological process (GO): positive regulation of base-excision repair
Source: RefSeq, a predicted model, not a curated record